AUGUGUAAAUUGAUGCGAAAUUAUAAGGAAUCUGGUCGAUCAACGUUAAAUACACCAAAUCGUAAUAUUGGUCAAAUUAAUCCGGAACGACGAUUAUCAACUGGUACACUUAAUCGAUUAAUUCUUGUUGCACAAGCAUUAGAAUCAGAGGUGCAAUAUCGACAACAAAUUGAUAUAAAUGUAAAACGAAUUGUUAUUACAUUACGAACGAUUAAUUUGGUAAGAAAGAAAAUUUAA
Molecule: messenger RNA, 237 nt
Organism: Loa loa (African eye worm)
Lineage: Eukaryota; Metazoa; Nematoda; Chromadorea; Rhabditida; Onchocercidae
Exons: 2
Coding region: 1-237 (78 amino acids)
Source: RefSeq, a predicted model, not a curated record